AUGUCGGACGAUCUUCGCUCUUCCAACCUCACUUUUCAGAUCCUGUCGAAGGCCCAGCGCGAAGGGUAUGGCGUCCUCGCUCAAUCUUGCUACGACGCGCAGUCCGCUAUAGCACUGGUACGCGCGGCAGAACGUAACAGGAGUCCCGCGAUCUUGCAGCUCUUCCCUGUAACGCUUGCCUAUGGGAAGGGCCCCUUCCUUCAGUUUUGCCUCAACGUCGCUCAUCAGGCAUCCGUGCCUAUCGCGGUGCAUCUUGAUCAUGCGACAGAUCCCGAGCACAUCGAGCUCGCACUCAGCCUUGCUGAGCAGGGGAUUGCGUUCGAUAGUAUCAUGGUCGAUGCUAGCCACGCAGAGACCGACGAGGAGAACAUCGAACUGGCGCGCCCGCACGUAGAGCGGGCACGUAAAGCAGGUGUUCUAGUUGAGGUCGAACUCGGGCGCCUUGAAGGUGGCGAGGCCGGCCUUCGUGUCAUAUCCGACGCGAAGCUCACUAACCCGGAUAAGGCGGAGACCUUCAUGAGAGAAACCGGUGCUCUCAUUCUCAGCCCAAGCAUUGGUAAUUUGCAUGGUCUGUACCUGAACCCCCCGAACUUCCGCCAAGACAUUCUGAAGAACUUGCGCGCGCGCUUCGGUGGUGAGAUACCGCUGUGUCUGCAUGGAACCGACCAGCUUCCAGAUGACCUCUUUCGGGAGUGUAUCCAGAACGGCAUCAGCAAGAUCAACGUCAAUAGCUGGGCGCGCGAUCCAUACGUCAAAAGCCUCGCUGGUGGACUCCAGGAUGGCAAACCCUUCCCGGAUGCCAUUGAAGACGCGACGGAGGUUUUUGCGGGUGUAUGCGACCGGUUCUUCAAGUUAUUCGGCUCGGCGGGCAAGGCUUAA
This is a messenger RNA of Peniophora sp. CBMAI 1063, 879 nucleotides long. NCBI's taxonomy places the organism in Eukaryota, Fungi, Basidiomycota, Agaricomycetes, Russulales, Peniophoraceae. The record is from the annotation of a GenBank genome assembly.